UGUAAAGCCAGUGGUGACCCUCAUUUCUUUACAUAUGAUGGUCAAAAGAUUGACUUUAUGGGAACUUGCCAGUACACUCUUUCAAGAUCAUUAAUCAAGAAUGAUGAAUGUGCCUUCAAUGUUGAGGUCAAGAAUGAAGCCCGUAAAAGAAGUAAACCAAAUGUUUCCUGGGUUCGUUCUGUCUACUUCACCAUCUACGGAGUUCGUGUCAAGCUCCAUUUGAGAAAAAAACUUUAUAUUAACGAAAAACGUGCUUACCCACCAGUCAGUUUAGCCAAUGGUCGGUUAAACAUUAUUAGAAGUGGUAAAUCAUUAGAAGCAACAACAGAAUGCGGAAUCAGAGUAAAAUUUGAUGGAGUUCACCUGGUUAAAGUAAAGGUACCUAAGAAAUAUUCUGGUAGAAUGACAGGUUUAUGUGGUGAUUGUAACGGUGUAAAGGAUGAUUUACGUUUGGCCAAUGGAACCGAUGUUACUGAUGUAGCUAAAGGUCGUUUUGAAAUGAUUGCUGUAUCACCUUCAAUUGAAUGUGCUAAGUCAACCAAAAAGGUAGUAAGCCGUGACGAUUCAUGUGGUAUGAUCAGAAAGACGGAUGGACCAUUUGCUAAAUGUAUUGAAUCACUUGGAACUGAUGUUAUGAAUUAUUUUGAUGAAUGUACAUAUGAUGCCUGUUCCUAUGAAGGAAGUCCAGAAGACAUCAAAGGAUCAGUAUGUAAAUCUUUAGAAGCUUUCGCUGCUGAUUGUGAAGAUGCUGGUAUCGUUGUCAGAUGGAGGACUGCUAAUUUCUGUCCCCUCCCAUGUGGUGAGAAUAUGAAAUACAACCCAGCAAUGUCCGGUUGCCAGGAGACCUGCAGUGGAUUACCUCCCUUAGAUCAAUGCCCUAUAGAUCUGAGUGAAGGUUGUGAGUGUGAAGAUGGAUUUGUGUUGAGCGGGGAUGGCUGUGUU
This is a messenger RNA of Lottia gigantea (owl limpet), 942 nucleotides long. RefSeq lists its product as hypothetical. The transcript is spliced from 4 exons. The annotation marks the transcript as partial. Lineage: Eukaryota; Metazoa; Mollusca; Gastropoda; Lottiidae. The record is from RefSeq and is a predicted model, not a curated record. Gene Ontology annotation, cellular component: extracellular matrix.